Messenger RNA from Besnoitia besnoiti, 1599 nucleotides. RefSeq names its product tRNA (Uracil-5-)-methyltransferase. Lineage: Eukaryota; Apicomplexa; Conoidasida; Eucoccidiorida; Sarcocystidae. The record is from RefSeq and is a predicted model, not a curated record. The transcript has 9 exons. Gene Ontology annotation, biological process: RNA processing. The coding region runs from base 1 to 1599 and encodes 532 amino acids.
AUGACUCAUUGCGGCACGCGCACUGGAUCCGAUUCGAUCGGAAUAAAAACGAAUCAAGCAGGCACGGCUGCUAAAGAUCUGCGACCCCGGCCAGGCCCACCGUCGGCGGGUGACAUUGUCCUCGUCCACAUUCAGUUCAUCCUUGACACCGGUGAAGGUUUCGGGUCGGUUCGCACUCCUCAAAACGACAGCAGUGCCCAAGGCUGUCUCAGAUUUGGCGAUGAAAAACGUUCUGGCUGCAAAUCUGCAGUCUAUGCUGGGAAUGUGAGCGGAGAGGCGGAGGCGCCGGUGCGCUUCGCUCCGGUUAGCAGUGAGACAUCGCCAACGCUGUUGGCGUCUGAUUUUCCUAAUAUCAUGACGGCUGCUAUGAAUGAGAAAGAAGACUGCCAGUGGCCAGUCUUCGUCCCGUUCUCUAUACCUGGUGAAACGGUUUGGGUACGAAUUCAUAACACGUUUGCGCGGCACAGUUCUGGCUUCAUUGUCGCUCACGUCGGUGGCCCUUCUCCUCGGCGUUCUACUCCUCCAUGCCCGUAUUUUGGAAUGUGCAGCGGGUGCCAAUAUCAGCAUAUGCCACUUCAAAUGCAGCACUCCGUAAAACGGGAGCAUGUCCGAGGUGUCCUGCGCCGCCUGGCUGGUCUGCCAUGGAGCAUCGUUGUCAAUAAGGUUGUCUCCGAUAAUCAGCUUGGGGGCUACCACUAUCGGUCGAAGAUUACCCCGCAUUAUAGUUUCUACCGAGAGGGCAGCAUUCCUGCUGUCGGGUACAAUUGCGUCAAAUCUCCCAGACGAGUCUUGGAGAUCCAGUCGUGCAAACUGGCUCUGCCGUCGAUAAAUGAAAAGCUGACUGAGCUCCGCAAGCAAGUCUCUGUACAAGCUCAAACUCCUUCUGCUUCUCCUGCCACAAAGUCAAGGAGGAAAGGCGCUACGCUUCUCUUGUGUGAUAACGGUCAGAAUGCCGUCACAAGCGACCCCGCGGCGCUCUGCGCGGCGACGGACGUUGACGGUCUUCAGUGUUGGUAUCGAGCUGGAGACUUCUUCCAGGUCAAUCGGCGCGUCCUCCCCUUGUUAGUCUCACACGUCCGCGAACAACUCCGUGACGCGCGCGCUUACCCAUCGACUCGCGCUUGCCGUCGGCUGCUGCUGGAUUGCUACUGCGGCGUAGGCCUGUUCGCCUUGGCGUGUCACGACGAUUUCGAGGCAGUCGUUGGCUUUGACGUCUGCGCAUCGAGCAUUGAGUUGGCGAGAUACAACGCACAGUGCAACUCCAAGUGGAGAGCUCGUUUCGAGACCAGCGAUGCCAGAAAUUUCUUUGAUUCCUUCCCCGCAGAACUCUCGCCAUCGGAUACGACACGCGUCUGCGUGGUUGUGGAUCCUCCAAGGAAGGGAUGUGACACUGACUUCUUAAGAAGGCUCAUAAAGCUAAGUCCCGAGCGAAUCGUCUAUAUAUCUUGCCACCCGGCGACUCAGGCAAGAGAUGUGAAGAUUUUGCGCGAAGCCUACACUGUAACGAAUGUUCAACCCUUCGACAUGUUUCCUCACACUCGGCAUAUUGAAUGCGUCGUCACGUUAGAACGAUGUACCGAGGAUCAGGCGGGGGGCUGA